This is a messenger RNA of Paramecium primaurelia, 327 nucleotides long. Lineage: Eukaryota; Ciliophora; Oligohymenophorea; Peniculida; Parameciidae. The record is from the annotation of a GenBank genome assembly.
AUGUAGGGUCGUAAAUAAAGAGCAGAUUCAUUAGUGAAUUAGAAAGGAUGGCAUUGUUGUUAAUUUGCAGCUUAUGUUAUCUAUGGUGAUAAAUCUCAGAAUCAUGGAGGUGCUGCAGGUUGGCAUAAGUAAGGUCAAGUUGUUAAUGAUGUUAAUUCUGCUGAUGUGAUUACCAAUGGAUCUCAUGUUGGAGUUAUAAUUAGAGUUGGAUAAGAAGUUUAUGUUUACCAUGCUCCUGGAGCUAAUAGCUAGAAUCCUAUAAAAGCUUAUACAUAUGCUAAUUUUGUUAAUUAUGUAAUGAAGAAUGGAACAUUAAGAAGAUUAUGA